This is a messenger RNA of Penicillium cataractarum, 1515 nucleotides long. RefSeq names its product cytochrome P450. The transcript has 4 exons. Bases 1 to 1515 code for a protein of 504 amino acids. NCBI's taxonomy places the organism in Eukaryota, Fungi, Ascomycota, Eurotiomycetes, Eurotiales, Aspergillaceae. The record is from RefSeq and is a predicted model, not a curated record. Gene Ontology annotation, molecular function: monooxygenase activity; iron ion binding; oxidoreductase activity, acting on paired donors, with incorporation or reduction of molecular oxygen.
AUGAACGCUUCGACGAGCGGAAAUGUCCAGCCUGCAGAUGGAACCAGUUUUUGGGUAUACAUUCUUGUCGGAAUUGUGUGCGCAAUCGGCAGCAUUGUUUGCUAUAACAUAUAUUUCCAUCCUUUAGCCAAGUUCCCUGGUCCCAAGUCAUACGCUGCUUCUGCGAUUCCUGUGGCACUGGCGCAGUUAGGAGGCAGAUUCCAUCUUUUCACACAGGCUGCUCAUGAGAAAUACGGGAGUAUCGUCCGAAUUAGCCCCAAUGAACUAUCAAUUAUCUCCGCUGGAGCAUGGGAUGAUGUCUACGCUCGAAGACUGAAGAAUCCUCCACUUGUCCGAGAUCCAACCUUUUUCAAUGACAUGCUGGUUGACCCGAGGACAUUGACCAUGGCUGAUGAUACAAAUCACAUUCGACUGCGAAAAUCUAUGAAUAGUGCAUUUUCGGCUAGGGCACUGGCAGAGCAAGAGCCUAUUCUGAAAGAAAAUGUUGAUCUUUUCAUGGAUAAAUUGGAGGAGCGCGCUCAGCAAGGGCUUGAAACAGACCUCCGAUCGUGGUAUAAUUACGCGACAUUCGAUUUGAUCGGCGACUUUGCAUUUGGAGAAUCCUUCCGAUGUCUUGAAUCAUCGCAAUAUCAUGAGUGGGUGCAAUUUGUCUUGGACCACUUCUAUGUGGCAACUUUGCUACAAGUGGUUCAUCGGUUUCGACCACUGAAUAAGCUGCUGGCCAUGUUGCUUCCCGCCUCCCUUAUAGAGAAGAAAGAAGCCCACCACCGGAUGGCUCUUGAUAAGGUCCGCCGCCGGGUUCAGAGGGAUACCAAGCGGCUGGACUUUAUCUCGUAUAUGUUGAAAACCUUGGAUACUGGCACGAUCACGUUAGACGAGUUGGAAAACCAAGCUAGCAUCAUCAUCCUGGCUGGCAGUGAGACAACUGCAGUGGCUCUAACUUUCGCGACAUAUUUCUUGCUUGUUAACCCUCAGAUAAUGGACCGGCUUCUGGAAGAGCUCCACUCAAACUUUGAAAAUGAGGGUCAAAUUGAUGUGUUGUCUAUCAACAAAUUGAAUUACUUGCAGGCAGUGAUCCAGGAGACUCUACGCAUUGCUCCGCCUAUUACGAACGGAUUUCCACGACAAGUUCCGCCCGAGGGGGCUAUGAUUGACGGACAUUUUGUUCCUGGUGGAAGCGUUGUCAACAUCAGCCACUGGAGUGCCUAUCGCUCGGCCAGCCACUUUUCCAAACCAAAUGAAUUCUGUCCUGAACGAUGGCUAGGAGACUCUCUCUUCGAGGGAGAUACUAAGGAUGCCUUUCAGCCAUUCUCCGUUGGGCCACGAAAUUGCAUCGGCAAGAAAUUCGCAAAUGACAGUAUGAAAAUGACACUUGCAAAGACCGUUUGGCGGUUCAAGAUGAAGUUGGCGAUAAAUACUGAGGAAUGGCUAAGAGAUAUGCCGUCUUUUGUCUCCUUGCACCAGCCUCCAUUGCUGGUGAGCCUGGAGCCGAGAAAGCCACCAUCCUCUGAUUGA